Opisthorchis viverrini is the source of this 996-nucleotide messenger RNA. RefSeq lists its product as hypothetical. The transcript has 6 exons. The record is from RefSeq and is a predicted model, not a curated record. Lineage: Eukaryota; Metazoa; Platyhelminthes; Trematoda; Opisthorchiida; Opisthorchiidae. The coding region runs from base 1 to 912 and encodes 303 amino acids.
AUGAAUAAAGUUGAAUUGAACUUUGAAGAGUAUUGGAAAGUUCAGCAGCAAACGGUCCCCUCUCGUUCACCACGAGACGAAGAGGCGACCAAGUUGUUACCACGAUGUGAUUGUGUGGUGGCUGUGAAUACCGCUCCGGACGAUACUACGAUAUUUGCUUUGAACGCUCCGCUAGACAUUAUAUUGCCAUACUGUGACCAGCUCGUACCUACAGCUGCGCCGUCUGUUGGUAGAAUCUAUCAACUAGUGCAUCAUGAAGUCUUUCAUCGGCCCUUCAGCUACACUCUUAGUCUCUCCUUGUUCGCGCGCUGCCUGAACACAGCAGAAUCCUCCAUGCUCGACUGCCUCAAACCUCCUGGUAACACUGGCAACCUUCAAAAGUACACCCUAAAGUGCCUCGUCAUCUCUUAUUCCAGUCACGGUUACCCGCACUAUACCAGUAGAAAUACCGCAUCAAAGAAAAUCUCACAAGAUGUUGACGUUCAGAAAACAAAACCAGAAAAGAAAGCAUUGGCGGCCCAAAUAUCAUCCGGCAGAAAUCAAGAUGACACUCACUACGCAGCUGUUGAGACUAACACGUCACGCCCAGGUGAUUCGCCGUCAGGGAACUCAAAGAAACUGCUGAACCGGAGAAGAAACAUAAGUGAGAAUCGAAUUGCAGACAGAACUCAGACCAAUAACGCUGAACGGAACGCUAUUUUAUCCCGUAUGCGAAACCAGAGCGAGAAUCUGAGAACCAUCAAAAUAUUCAAACCUACUGGAAGGAAACUGGCCUUCAAGAAUGAAGAAGAUCGCUUGUUAUUUGAAAAACAGCGGACUGUGAUCUACGCUCUAAAUGCGAUCAUGCGUGACGCCGAGCAUGCCAACUACGAGGCAUUUAUCCAAAGCAAGCACGACGCCAAAGAAUGCUGACAGAAACGGGAAAAUUUUCCUCCUUAUUCUUGCCAUGUAAACCAGCUAUAAAAUUGUAAAUUCAGGCAUAUUUUCUUAUCGCUC